AACACGCUCUAAUUCAGUCGUUCUCUCCCUAGUAAUUGAAGCUUUUACAAGUUAGUAUCCAGCUGAGGUGCAAGGACAAAGCUAUCUUAAGCCCAACUUGAAGAAGCAAGCAAUGAAGCUAGCCUUGGUAAUUCUGGUCUUUUCCACCCUAUGCUUAGCCAUAACCCCAACUCUUGCGAUUUCUAUGUCGAAGCCCGGUUGUCCAGAAAUGUGUGGAGAUAUCACCAUUCCCUACCCUUUUGGAAUUGGUUCCGAAUGCAGUGCAAACUCCUCAUUCACAGUUGUUUGCAAAAGUUCAGCUGGAAACUCCUCAAGAAUGGUGCCAUUCUUGAGCAGUAUAAAUAUGGAAGUAGUGAAAGUUUCACUGUGUGGUGUGGUUAUAGUGAAUCUGCCCGUGUCGCCUAUAAACUGCUCUGAAGGAAGGCAAACAAGAGAGUCUAUACCUAUAUCACUCAAAGGAAGUCCGUUAACAGUCUCAGCACGCUAUAACACGUUUUUUGUACUAGGCUGCAAGGCUGCUGUGUGGUUUCAUGAUGAUGGAACACAAGUUGGAGGAUGCUUGGGUAGGUGUGAUGAUGCUAAUUCUACAGGUGUGACCCGUUGCGAUGGCGUAAAUUGCUGUCAAACACCAAUUCCAAGACGAGGCCAAGAGUUUCAGUUUACUUACCAAAUUAUUCAAACCAGCAACAGCAGUUUCUGUGGGUAUGUUUUUCUUGUUGACACUAAUUGGUGGGUAGCUGAGGAUUACAGAAGGCAAAAAGGCCUUUUGGAUGAUCGGUCGAAUCCAUUUGAUCACGAGUUUAGAUUUGUGCCCUUGGCACUUGAGUGGGAAUUUGAUAGAAAAGAUGGUUAUUGCUUAUCUCCGAAUUCUGAUUAUCGAUGUCCUCUUGAUCCGUAUGAAUACGAAACGUACUUGGAUUAUUCUGGAUCCAACUUAUAUCAAUCUUCAGCAAAAUACUGCACAUGUGGAGGACAUGAAGGAAAUCCAUAUAUACGUGAUGGAUGUCCUCGUCAUCCUUAUGUUCUUCCUGUUAACCAUAAGAGUGAAAGAUCUCUAUCCAUCAUUAAAAUAAUUUUCAUUGUUAUUGGCAGUGUCGUUGGUGGGUUGAUUUUGCUAGCUGCAGCUUGGAAGUUUGGCAAAGCUGUUACAGAGACAGUUAAGACUAUCAAGGCUAGCCGAAAACACAUGUUUUUUAAGAGAAAUGGAGGCAUUUUGUUGGAGCAACAGUUGGCUGCUGUUGAGAAUGACAUUGAGAAAACCAGAUUGUUUACUUCCGUUGAGUUGGCCAAAGCUACUGAUGAUUAUAAUGAGAAUCGAGUACUUGGCCGUGGUGGUGAAGGGGUUGUGUAUAAAGGGAUGUUAGAAGAUGGAAGAAUCGUGGCAGUGAAGAAGUCGGAGAGGGUGAACCAAGGUGACGAUGUGGAAGGCUUCAUUAACGAGGUUGUGAUUGUAUCGCAGAUCAAUCACAGGAAUGUGGUCAAGUUGUUGGGGUGUUGUCUGGAGAGCGAAGUUCCUCGUCUUGUGUACGAGUUCGUCCCCAAUGGCACUCUAUUCUCUCACAUCCAUCAUCCACAUGAAGAUUUCCCCUUAUUCUGGGAAAUGAGGGUGAGAAUUGCCAAGCAAGUGGCUGGAGCUCUCGCCUACUUGCACUCUGCUGCAUCUGUUCCUAUCUAUCACCGUGACAUCAAGUCAACCAACAUACUCUUGGAUGAAAAAUAUCGUGCCAAACUAUCAGAUUUUGGGACGUCAAGAUCAAUUUCUCUUGAUCAAACUCACGUUACCACACGAGUGGUAGGAACGUUCGGGUACUUAGAUCCAGAGUAUUUCCAAUCUAGCCAUUUCACAGAAAAGAGCGAUGUUUACAGCUUUGGUGUGGUACUGGUUGAGCUUCUGACGGGGGAGAAAGCUGUAUCGGCUGUUAGAGUUGAAGAAGGAAGGGGUCUGGCCAUGCAUUUCCUGCAUUCCAUGGAGCAAGAUCAGUUAUUCGACAUUGUUGAUGCAAGAGUGCUCAAAGAGGGCAAAAAGGAGGAAAUCGAGGCGAUGGCUGAAAUCGCUAAAAGAUGUCUGUAUUUGAAUGGGAAGGGAAGACCAACAAUGAAGGAUGUUUCGCACCACUUGGAAGGAAUCAAAGUAGAGAAUCCUGAAAACCAGAUUCAAGGCAGUGGCUGUGAUCAUGUUGAAGAUGUUCACUCUGAUGGCCUCUCUUCCAUCUCAGAAAUCAUUGAAUGUUCGUCGUUUGAUGAGUCUUGAAGAAUACUACUAUUGAAUGUUGAAGACUUGAAGUAGUAAUUUCAUCCUGAGCAAGCAACCUAUGAUUUUCGGAUUCUGUGUGUAUGUGUGUGUUUAAUACACUAUUUAACUUAUGUGUGUAACAUAAUAUGUGCAAUGUUUAUCAUUAGAGACGAUUAAUUUUAUUGCCUAGAAAUUUCUAAGUGAGUGAUUUCCAAAG
This is a messenger RNA of Salvia hispanica, 2450 nucleotides long. Lineage: Eukaryota; Viridiplantae; Streptophyta; Magnoliopsida; Lamiales; Lamiaceae. The record is from RefSeq and is a predicted model, not a curated record.